AUGUUUCUUAGUGAUGACACCAAUCCGGAGGAAGGCGGGGCGGCGGCAGAGUCUCCCGGGUGUCCGCUGCCAGAAUUAUAUGCUUUUGUUGAGGACUUUACUAAGGAGAGCAAGAAAUCAAGUCUCCUAAAAACUCACGGUAUUUCACUGAGCGAAGCACAGAAAAUGCUUAGUCAAAACCUGAAUGCCAUGUCAAUUAGUGGAACCGACGACGUGAGGGAAGAAGACCCCCAGCCUCUUUUCGUAGAAACAAUUCAUGGAUCUAAGGGAUCUGGAAUGGAGAUACUACAAGGGGCUCGUGUCGUGGAAGCACGGUACUAA
This is a messenger RNA of Enhydra lutris kenyoni (northern sea otter), 321 nucleotides long. Its product is annotated as chromosome unknown C9orf153 homolog. NCBI's taxonomy places the organism in Eukaryota, Metazoa, Chordata, Mammalia, Carnivora, Mustelidae. Bases 1 to 321 code for a protein of 106 amino acids. The record is from RefSeq and is a predicted model, not a curated record. The transcript is spliced from 3 exons.